AUGUCGAACUCCUCGGACUAUGAAGAACAACCAGACUACCCUGUGGAGUUCUACAACAAGGAAAUGUUGCUCCAUCUCUUUUAUGAUGAUGGUAUGCCGGACAGUCACACUUCCAUGUCGACUCUCAUCCAAAACAAGAUCAAGCCACUCACUGAGAAGGCUCAGAAGUGGCUCACCCAUGAGGUCAACAGAUCCAUCAUGAUGGGCAAGGACUGCACUCUUGUCUCCACCAUUGGCGGGAAGUAUUAUUGGGUGGCUAAUGAGUUUAAAGAGUGGGCGAAAAAGCUGGCUCUUCAUCAUGGUGUUCUCCGUGUUGUGACAUCUUCCAACAACUGCGUUGUGUUGCUCACCAAAAAGAAAACUGUUGUCACCAUCCUCAUCUAUGGAAACAACAGGUUCGAUCUCCACAAGCCCGCUCCCAAGGUCAUCGAGGCUCCCAAGAAGAAGGCCGCUCCAGCGAAGAGGACUCCUCAUCCCAAGAAGAGGUUUGCGUCCAAGCGCAUCGAGGAGGAGGCAGAUGAUGAUAGUUUCGAGGAAGACUAUGAGCUCUCCCAGCAAACCACUCCCCUCAAGGCCUUCUACAACUAUAAAGGCAAGUAG
This is a messenger RNA of Seminavis robusta, 600 nucleotides long. The record is from the annotation of a GenBank genome assembly. NCBI's taxonomy places the organism in Eukaryota, Bacillariophyta, Bacillariophyceae, Naviculales, Naviculaceae.